UCAAACAUCAAAGCUUUCUCUCUUUCCCAGAUUCUUUCAAGUCUUUUUAUUGUUUUUCCACUUGGGAAUAUAGAAGCCAUGGGUUUCCGGCUGCCUGGAAUUGUUAGCCCCAAGAGAAGUCUUACCCGAUCUUCAUCUAAUGCAAACAAGACUGCUUCAAAGACCUUAGAUAUCCCAAAAGGCUUUUUUGCAGUCUAUGUCGGAGAGAGCCAGAAGAAGCGAUUUGUGAUUCCAAUAUCAUACUUGAACCAACCUUCAUUCAUGGAUUUGCUGAGUCAAGCUGAAGAAGAAUUUGGAUACGAUCAUCCCAUGGGCGGUAUCACAAUCCCUUGCAGUGAAGACACCUUCCUUGAUCUCACUUCCAGCUUGAGUGUGUGACUGAAA
Molecule: messenger RNA, 384 nt
Organism: Rosa chinensis
Lineage: Eukaryota; Viridiplantae; Streptophyta; Magnoliopsida; Rosales; Rosaceae
Product: auxin-induced protein 15A
Exons: 1
Coding region: 79-378 (99 amino acids)
Biological process (GO): response to auxin
Source: RefSeq, a predicted model, not a curated record